Triticum dicoccoides is the source of this 825-nucleotide messenger RNA. Its product is annotated as BTB/POZ and MATH domain-containing protein 1-like. The coding region runs from base 1 to 825 and encodes 274 amino acids. Lineage: Eukaryota; Viridiplantae; Streptophyta; Magnoliopsida; Poales; Poaceae. Gene Ontology annotation, molecular function: protein binding. The record is from RefSeq and is a predicted model, not a curated record. The transcript is spliced from 4 exons. Gene Ontology annotation, biological process: protein ubiquitination.
AUGGAAGAUGCCUCGACAAAUGUCACCCAUGCCGCGCGCCUGGUGCAGCUGCUCAAGAUCCAAGGCUUCAGCGCCACAGAGCACAUGAAGAGCGGUAGUUGCACUUACAUUCCAUCCGCCACAGAGCACAUGAAGAGCGAUAGUUGCAAUUACAUCCCAUCCAGAUGGACCGUCAAUGGGUACGAGUGGGAAGUCCUACUCAAGCCCUUACUGGUACCAAGGAUCCCAGCUGAAGAGGUUCCCGUGCCAUCCUCCAACCUGCACCAGCACCUCGGCGAGAUCCUGCAGAGCAAGAUGGGAUCCGAUGUCACGUUCCUUGUAUGCCAGGAGUCAUUUCAUGCGCACAAGAACAUACUCGCCGCCAGGUCUCCUGCUUCCAAGGCCCAGUUCUUUGGAGAAAUGAAAGAGAAGAGCUCGCGGCGUGUCGAGAUCAUGGACAUGGAGCCGGAAGAAAUCGGAGCCAUGCUCCACUUCAUCUACACUGACACGAUCCCUAAACUAGAAAAGCAGGAGGAGGCGUCGACGGUGAUGGCUCAGCAUCUGCUGGCAGCCGCUGACAGGUAUGGAGUUGAUAUGCUCAAGCUGAUAUGCGAGGCCAAGCUCUCUGGUGGCAUCACAGUGGACACGGCAGCAACAACUCUGGCCUUGGCCCAGCAACACAAUUGUUCACGGCUCAAGGCCAAGUGCGUCAAGUUCAUUGUCAGCACUCCUGAAGUUCUUGACGCUGUCCUGGCAACGGAGGGGUAUAAGCACCUGGAGGCAAGCUGCCCUUUGGUGCUAACUGAGCUUCUCAAGUCUGCCCAUGGGAGGAAUGCAGAAGCGUAG